AUGACGCAAACGAAAGUUGCAACUGCGGGAUGGCAGCGACUGAGUCGUCGCAUCUUACAGACAAGCUUUAAAACCCAUAUCCUUAUCUCCGCCUUGCUGCGGCUUGCUUUAAUAUGCUACGGACAAAUACACGACAGUCAGUCCGCCGUGCCGUACACGGAUAUAGACUACAAGGUUGUCACGGAUGGAGCUCGACAAGUGCUGGCGGGAGACACGCCUUUUGCAAGGCACACGUACCGAUACAGCCCGAUAAUGGCCUACCUACAGACCCUCAAUAUCCUGCUCCAUCCUGCGUGGGGCAAGCUUUUAUAUGCUACAUUUGAUCUACUCAUCGCCACGCUAAUUUAUCGUCUGGUGCACAUGGAAAUCAAGAGUCAAUACCAAAAGACAGUGCAGCACCUGCUCAGCAAGUUUAACAGGCCGCGAGAGUCCGACCAAUCCCUGGAUGCUCUGGAUGCAAGAAGUCAUCCGGAGAACUUAGCCCGCGCAUCCGCUUGCUUUUGGCUAUACAAUCCAUUAACGGCUGUAAUAUCCACCCGUGGCAGUGGCGACUGCUUCUCCAGCUUUUUUGUGAUUCUUACCAUUUACCUGCUGUUAAAAUCAGAGCACAACGCAGCUCGGAGUAGCUGGCUAAUAUUUGGAGCAGGAUUAUCCCACGGGUUGGUGAUCCACCUCCGUUUGUAUCCGUUAUUGUUUAGCUUGGCUUACUACUUAUCGCUGUCAACGCGACUAAUUCAAACUCCCCUUGAUUUCCUGUGCCAAAUCCUGCGUCCCAACAAACAACAGAUGUGCCUGAUAAUCGGAACACUUGUCAGUCUGGUAGCCUUCACCUGGACCUUUUACUCAAUGUAUGGUUGGGAGUACAUUUACGAGGCCUAUCUGUACCACUUUGUACGCAAGGACCCGCGCCACAACUUUUCGCUGCAGUUUCUGCUACAGUAUCUGGGCAGCGCGUCGAGUGUGCCCGAACCAUCCGCUAUCCUGAAGUCCCUGGUCCUGGCUCCUCAGUCUCUGCUUAUCCUGUACCUAAGUCUAAGCUUCGGCCAGUUUCGGCAGACGCUUCCGUUCUGCAUCUUUGCCGUGGCGUUUGUCAUCGUCACCUACAACUCUGUGGUAACCUCGCAGUACUUCAUCUGGUACCUGGCUAUCUUACCACUCUGUUUGAACAAUUUCAAGCGGCUUUCGUGGCGAAAGUGCUUCAGUCUCCUGUUUCUUUGGCUGCUUGCCCAAGCGCUGUGGCUGCUGCCCGCCUAUUUGCUGGAGUUCCGGACGUGGAACACCUUUUACUGGAUAGGACUGCAAGGAGCCGUGUUUUUCGCCACCAACGGCUACAUUCUGGAGCAACUGUUGAGUCACUAUGGGUUCACCCAAUUUAAGAUAAGCUACAGAAAGUUACUGUAAUCAAACAAUCGAGCAUGCUUUAAGUAUGCCCAAAAAAUCGAUUUAAUACAAAAAUUAAAAGAUAUCACAAUUUA
Molecule: messenger RNA, 1475 nt
Organism: Drosophila ficusphila
Lineage: Eukaryota; Metazoa; Arthropoda; Insecta; Diptera; Drosophilidae
Gene: PIG-M
Product: GPI mannosyltransferase 1
Exons: 1
Coding region: 1-1401 (466 amino acids)
Biological process (GO): GPI anchor biosynthetic process
Cellular component (GO): membrane; glycosylphosphatidylinositol-mannosyltransferase I complex
Molecular function (GO): GPI mannosyltransferase activity; alpha-1,4-mannosyltransferase activity
Source: RefSeq, a predicted model, not a curated record